AUGCUCAAGGGUCUACUAAAGUCGACAUUGUGCUACUUUAAAGUUUGGACUGUAAGGCGAAACGCCAGCCCCGCUUCCUAUUCGGGAAGUAUUGAUCCUGCCGAACUGCAUUGCCUCUCGUAUGUAGAGCCUUCAGAGUUAUUUUGUGUUGGUCUCACUCAGAGAGUUUCGGAUUUCAGGUUUUUCCACCUUGGAACUUGCUCAAGUGGUCUUGACAAUGAAUGUUAUGUAAACCCAGAAGGGUUAGACUCGGCUAGCAAGGAGAAUUUUGCAUUGGAUUCUAUUUUCUAUCCCUUACUUUCCGCAACUAUGACAAAUUUAAUCGCCUAUGUUAAAUACUCCACACUAUAUCCCAUUAAGUGGCGAACCGGUGAUAUUUAUGCCUGGCGUUUCCUUUCAAGAGUCCCUAGCGAUAAAACGGUAGCGGUGCAGACGCUACCGUUCGAUUUAAUAAUGAAAAAUUUCCGCACCAUCAGCGAUGUACUCUCUGCAGAAUACCCACUUGUUAUUCAUAAGGAUCACGUGGCGCCCAUUCUGGUUACACCAAACAUCGCACUUUCAAUGCAUAUAUCUAAUCAAGCAAGCCAACAUCAUACGCCUAUUUCAGUGAGUGUCACUGUCUUCUCACUCGCGAAGAUCGGAACUUUAGGGCCGGAGCUCGGACCUUGGAACUCAGCCUCUCGUUCAUCAUACUGA
Molecule: messenger RNA, 696 nt
Organism: Lindgomyces ingoldianus
Lineage: Eukaryota; Fungi; Ascomycota; Dothideomycetes; Pleosporales; Lindgomycetaceae
Exons: 6
Coding region: 1-696 (231 amino acids)
Source: RefSeq, a predicted model, not a curated record